This is a messenger RNA of Babesia microti strain RI, 1500 nucleotides long. RefSeq lists its product as uncharacterized. NCBI's taxonomy places the organism in Eukaryota, Apicomplexa, Aconoidasida, Piroplasmida, Babesiidae. The transcript has 6 exons. The coding region runs from base 1 to 1500 and encodes 499 amino acids. Gene Ontology annotation, molecular function: zinc ion binding. The record is from RefSeq and is a predicted model, not a curated record.
AUGGCAUCCAAAAUGGAAUCUGCCUUUGACGAGGAGAUUGAGGCGCUUAGAAUAAGUUUUGGAGGGAAUUUGAAGCUAACUGCGCACAGCAGUGGCGAUACAAUCGUUACCCUCGACUACUACCCCUAUCCUAACCCAUCUGAAACCGUGGAUAAGACCCAGUGCAUAAAGUAUGAAAUUACAGUGUCAAAAGAUUAUCUUAAUGGCAAGCCGAGGGCCGAUUUUGUGGCCAAACUCAACAUACUUAACUCUGAUUUUACAACCGCGGACUUGGACAAACUUGCCAAACAGUUUUAUAUCAAAUCAUCCAUAGCAAAUAACUCUGACAAGCCCAUUUGCAACGCCAUAGAACAUACCAACCAGGCAGUCAAAUUACUCAUGGACAGCAAGACGACACAGUCGGACAGUACUGACACUAAGGCCAAUAUGAAGGGCGAUUGGACCAUAGCUGAGCAAAAACUAUUGGAGGGUGCCUUAGAACGUAGAAAUACAAAGAAGAAUUUGGAUUGGGAAGUUAUCGCGGAAGAAGUGGGAUCGAGGAGCGCCAAUGAAUGCGUAGCCAGGUUCAAAUAUUGCCUGGAAAAAGUAAGAUCUCAAUCGGUUCCUAAGCCCGUACCAGAUUCCACUAUAAACAAAAUUUCCGAACACGCAUAUGAUGCUGGUGGGGAUAAGUUCGAGAUCAAUUGUAUUGAUGUAACUCUUAUUGGCAUACAAUCGUAUCGACUUAACUUGCUUAGAGCCGAAGUUGUGUGUAAGCGAUGCACAACUUCAUUUAUACAAUCCCUAAAGAUUUCUGAUACAGAACCACGUGCUGGUAGCGGACACACUUGCACUCAGUGUAAAUCUAAGAGUUCCUUUUACUUAUCCCCAGAAAUUUGUUACCUGAAUAGCUCAAAAUUGGGUAGAUCAGAAUGCCUUGAUUGUGUUAUAAAGGAUGUUCUAGAGUGUGAUUACUGGAUUGUGUGUGAAAAAUGCGUUGAAACGUAUUCAAUCCAUAAUUUAUCUCAGGGCUGCAUCAAGAAGGUUGUCUGCAGGAAUUGCUUCCAAACCAUGCAUUUCGGUUACCAACAGGUAUCACUCAAUGAUGUGAUACUUGAAACAACCAAACGAAUGCCAAAGACAACAAUUUACACUGCAAAAAAGGCGAAGGAGCAAGCGCAAACAUUGAACCUAAAGAUCGGGACCCCUUUACCGCUAAAUGGCACCUGCAAACACUAUAAAAAGUCGUUUCGCUGGUUACGUUUCCCUUGCUGCGGCCAGGCCUUCGCUUGCGACGUGUGUCACGACUCUGAAACCGGACACAAAUGUGAAAUGGCAAAGCUUAUGAUUUGCGGAUUUUGCUCCACCCAGCAGGCAUUCUCGAACAAGCCUUGCCGAAUGUGCAGCAAAGCUCCGACUGGGAGCAGUUCUUCUCACUGGGAGGGUGGUAAGGGGUGCCGAAACCCAGUGAAGUUGAGCAGGAAGGACUCUAGAAAGUAUAAACUGAUGGGGAAGAAGUAG